Molecule: messenger RNA, 3456 nt
Organism: Aspergillus campestris IBT 28561
Lineage: Eukaryota; Fungi; Ascomycota; Eurotiomycetes; Eurotiales; Aspergillaceae
Product: pentatricopeptide repeat-containing protein
Exons: 5
Coding region: 1-3456 (1151 amino acids)
Biological process (GO): regulation of DNA-templated transcription
Molecular function (GO): protein binding
Source: RefSeq, a predicted model, not a curated record
AUGGACCACAGACCUGCCUCCGAGUACGCGCAGCCAGGUUCGCCCUUUCCAUAUCCACCGCCACCUGCCGCGACACAUUCUGAAAUUCCAGCUGCAGACCAGACAUCUGCUGCAGCCACUGCUCAUCCUUACACGCCUCAACCCGAGGUCCGCGCCAACCACCAGUACACUCCGCAGCCUGAGGUGCGCCCCGCCGCCAAUAUUUCGUCCUCCAACACGCCGCAGUCAGACUACGGUCUGAACCAGCCGCCCGCCGCGCGCUCUCCAGCUUAUCCCGAGUACCUCGCCCGGCCACCUCCCCAGUACCAUCACGCGCCCAACACACAGCCUGGUGGUGCGGCAGGUAUGGCUCAAGCAACAAGUCCGUCCAUGACAACCCUCCAUGAUGGGCAGCACAAUGGCCAUCGAAAUCACUCGAACGUGAAGUCUGACCCGGACGUUCCUAUAGAUCCUUCAAUCGCGGCCUCCAGCCCUACCUAUCCUCCUCCCUACUCGCCUUACCAGCCGUCGGGUCAUGACAUGGCCCAGUAUCAAGGUCACCCGCCGCCGCCCCCGCACCAGAUGUAUACGCGUCCGGAUUGGUCGCAUGGAUAUGGACAACACCAGCAUGGUCUUCCUGGCCCUUAUACCACUCCUGCCACAACGGUUGGUCCCGCCUCCCCUGCAACCACCGCAGGGCCGCGCCCUGGCCAGGUUUAUUCCUUUGUGCCGAUCCCCGGUGCGCAACAGCACAAGCGACCUCGUCGCCGAUAUGAAGAGAUUGAGCGCAUGUACAAGUGUGGAUGGAACGGUUGUGAGAAGGCAUAUGGUACCCUCAACCAUUUGAACGCCCAUGUGACGAUGCAGUCUCAUGGAGCCAAACGGACCCCUGAAGAGUUCAAGGAGAUCCGCAAGGAGUGGAAGGCACGGAAGAAGGAGGAGGAGAACGCGCGCAAGGCUGCUGAAGAGCGUGAGCGCACCGCUGCUGCUCAGGCUGCUCAGGCCAGCCAGGUGGAUGCUCCCGGCGCUCCCGAUCCGUCGCAGACUCCCCAGCCUCCCACCUAUCCUGGUAAUGUCCGUCCUCAACUGCCGCCGAUUGGCUAUCAGCCUGCCGACGGCCAAGUGCCCGGCCAGUAUGGAGCCCCUGCUGGGGGAAUGGUCUAUCAGAGCAACGGACAGAUGUACCCGCCCGGAAACUACCCUCACUCUCCUUACGGCCAGGGCGGUCAAGUGUAUCAACAACCAAAUUGGUCCGGCGGGAUCCGCGGCGUGUUCGGUCAGAGGGCGCUGAGUAUUUCUCAGAGUGCGAAUUCCAGACGCAUUGGGUCGCCAGUGAGCAUUAGGAAGUUCUCUACCGAGCACGAACCCUCCGAUUGGGACGCCUUGAACAGAGACACACUCGCGAGGGAAACGCCCGAUGCCCCAGAGACAAGAACACGCCACACGAACGAUGCCGCAGCCGAUCCGCUCCUCGAUAUCGCAGCCGCGGGGACGUCGCUUAAAGCGCGCGGAAGGGUGGACUUGACUAGCCCGGUUAAUCGGAAGGUCGUCGAUAUGGAGAUCAAGUGGUUGAAGGACCCUCGGGCGCUGGCCGACCGAGUUGCGAGGCUGCUGGGCGCGGGCAAUGUCGCUUUGGCGGCGGCGUUGGUUCGCGAGGCGCAGAAGGAGCGCAUAGAGUGCUCGGUGGCGUGGAAUCGGUUGUUGGAGUAUUGUAUGGAGAGUGGACGGGCGCUGGCGGCUUUUAAGUUUUAUCAUGAGAUGAAAAAGAGAGGCCGGAAGCCGACGUCGAGGACUUAUACGAUUAUGUUGGAUGGGCUGAGCCAGGCUGGGAAAGACGCUGGACUCGACCCGGUCAAGACGGCGCUUUCUAUCUACCGGUCCAUCUCGGCGCCCAACUCCUUCGUCGAGCAGAAUAUCAUCCACGGGAACGCGAUGCUGAAGGUCUGCUGCUACCAUACGGAUUUGGAGACCCUCUGGCAAGUGGCCGGUGAGCUGCCCGAGGACGGGCCGAACUCGCCAGAUCCGACUACGUACUCUAUCAUUUUGAGAGCUAUCUACGAUGCUGCUCAGAAGGACCUGGCGGCUGAGAGGGCCCCCGACACGGACCGAGCGCUCGCGAGAAAGGCACAAAGCGUGGCGGAGGGUAAGCGGAUCUGGGCGGACGUGGUGUACCGAUGGAGGAAAGGCCAGAUGGAGCUUGAUAACCGUCUUGUGAGCGCCAUGGCCAAGGUGCUCCAGGGAGGCUCCACUGAUCGCGAUUGCUACGAUGUUUUCGCGUUGCUGAACCAGACUGCGGGGAUUCCCAUCCUCGCGAAGAAACCCCCUACGGAGAUUCGCGGACGCCGCGCUGCGGGAUCGAGACUGCAGGCUGGGCGUUCUCGCGAGAGUGAAGAAAUGGAGGAUGUGCCUUUCGUUGAUGAGGGAGAGCAGCUCUACAGGCCGAGGGCGAUCUCCAAGCCCGAGGAGGAGGAAGAGGAGGAAAACUUCGACGAUAUCUUCAACCCCGUUGUUCCGGAGGACGUUUCUUCCCCGGAAAAUGGGAGGACUGCAGAGGCUUCGGGCCCAAAGCACAUCCCGGUUGGCAAUCGAGAACUUACACUCAUUCUCCAAACCUGCAUGGAGAUGACCCAGGCGCUGGGUGCUGGCAAGGGCUACUGGCAGCACCUUACGCAAGAAGACCACCCUUACAAGGUCGAGCCGGAUAUGGGUGCUUACCACGAGUACCUGCGACUUCUGCGACUUGCGCGUGGGAGCCGUUUAGCUGCGGAAGUCGUGCGCGAUCAGAUGGUACCGGCGAAGGUAGUAUCGGGAACGUCGUUCCAUAUUGCGUUGAGCAGCUGCCGUCGUGAUCGGAAGAACAUGAACGUCCUGAAGCACGCCAAUGAACUCAUCCGACUCAUGGGCGAGGCUCUCGUUCUGCCAGAUUCUCGCGUCUUGGAGGGAUACCUGGACCUCAUCCGGACCCUGGAGCGCAACCCCCAAUCCCUCGUUACGUUGAACGGUCUGGAUACCGCGAACAAAGCGUCCAAGAAGCUGGGAAAUCUUGGUCGAGAGUUGCAGAUCGCCUUGCAGAAGGUGGCUGUCGAGCAGCUGCGACCACAUGUCACUAAGCUGGCCACGGCUCUCGAGCACGGACAGGUUGUGCCUAUCGGUCGUCGUCUGCCGCGGAACAUGCUCCAACACGCAGCGGACGGCUCUAUGUCCGUGAAAGUGUUGAUCCAGUAUCGAGGCUUGAUGGAUAAUAUCCUGAAGCCGGAACACGCGACUUCGGUCUCUAAAGACGAGCGCAAGGCUCUGGAGAAUGAGGCGAGGGAGUUGAGAAAAUACUCCAAGGCCGAGCUGGAGAAGAAGUACGCGAAGAUGCUGGUGGCGCCGACUCCGGAGCAAAUAUUGGAGUUCAAGGAUAGGGAAAAUGCGGACGCUGCUCCUGCGGACGCUGCUCCCGAGGAGGUCGGCAACUCGAAUGUUGAGGUCUAA